This is a messenger RNA of Hypanus sabinus (Atlantic stingray), 5239 nucleotides long. RefSeq lists its product as uncharacterized. The record is from RefSeq and is a predicted model, not a curated record. The transcript is spliced from 2 exons. Lineage: Eukaryota; Metazoa; Chordata; Chondrichthyes; Myliobatiformes; Dasyatidae. Bases 3184 to 3951 code for a protein of 255 amino acids.
AUAACAUACGCUCUGGAAUGCCAGCUUCUCCUUCUUCAAGCAAAGUGCUGGCUUCUCCUGCCCCGACUCAUCUGCCAGCCCCUUCGACACCCCGGCUGGCAGCUCUGAACAACGAACAGAUCACUGAUGUGAAUCAGAAAUCAGAAAAUAUCUCUUCAACUAACAAAGGUCUUCCAUACUUUUUAACUGGAGCCAAUGUGAUUACCCCAAGAACAAUGCAAGUUUUAAUUGGACAUUCAACUAUCAGAAAUACAAGACAAAUGUAAUCAAAUGUGUACUCUCAGCAGUUGAAACACUUGUGGUAAGCACAUCCACCAACAAUAACUUUCCCUUUGUAACCUGUGACAUUUGAAAUUGCUUAGAAAAAUUAGAUUGGAAACUAAUUUUCAUGGCAGAGAUAUACUAUGAAUUUGUAAUAAAAUGAAGUAUAUAAAUCUAGUCAGCUCCAUCUUGGGCACUAGCCUACAAAGUAUCCAGGACAUCUUCAGGGAGCGGUGUCUCAGAAAGGCAGCAUCCAUUAAUGAAGACUUCCAGCACCCAGGGCAUGCCCUUUUCUCACUGUUACCAUCAGGUAGGAGGUACAGAAGUCUGAAGGCAUACACUCAGCGAUUCAGGAACAGCUUCUUCCCCACUGCUAUCUGAUUCCUAAAUGGAAUUUGACACUUUGCACAAUACCUCAAUUUUUUAAAUAUACUGUACUUCUGUUUUUGCACAUUUUCUAAAUAAUCUUUGUGCUGCCUUUAUGGCAGUUAUUUAGUUUUUAAUAUUUUCGCUUAGUAAUUCGUUUGUUAGCAUUUUAGUUAAAGUUAGGAUUGUUUUAAGUUGUCUGUGAGAUAUCGCGGCAUACGAUGACAUCACAUCCGGUUUCGCCGCGUGCUGUGGGAAAAUACCGGUUUGGGAAAAAUGGAAAGGUGGGGGUCGAGACAUGUGCGAGUGCGUGCAGCGCCAGCAACGUUUUCUCUCUACGCACCAGGAACAUUGUGAAAGCAACACUGUGAGUUAUGAGAUAAUCGAUAUGUUGAAUUAAAAUGUUAACGCCGAUCCCGUUAAAAGUAACGAUGGUCGAUAAUGUUUAUGUUUUCGUUAGUUAAAGAGUUGCGGAUAGUUUGCGUUGAAGUGUAUUCAAAGCAGUCAAUGGCGUAGGUAGAUUCUGACUGUAUGCUGCACUUUAAUGUAAUGUAGUUGUUGUAGUUUUACUUUUGCAAGUAUUUACGAUGUAAUUGUAAUAUCAAGAAGGAAACAAACGCUGUACAAAUCUUGUAUUGUUUUAUCAACAGUUUUCACCAUACGUCAAUGUGGAAGAGUGAACAGUAAACGGUUAAUCUUACUGUGAUCCUGUCGUUAUUGACAAAGUUUUAACUCGGUGUUUAACUCGGCGUUCUGUUACACCCAAGCGAGAACACUACAGUGAAAAAGCGGCAUUAUCAGGUGUUUCAAGUGCUGCAAUGUCAUCUCGAUUCAGCGUCAAGUUGUUGCCACCCAGCGAGGGGGGCAGUAGGACAUCAUCAAGUAAGUCCACCUAUGCAAGAGCUAAGGCAGAAGCCGCCAGGGUGUGACUGCGCUACUCCAGACAAGAAGCAGAUUUGAAAAUGGAAGCGGCUACCAGAGAAGCCGAAAACCAGAAGGAAGCGGCCGCCAGAGAAAUGGAAAAGGCUGCCAGAGAAGCCGAAAACCAGAAGGAAGCGGCCACCAAAGAAAUGGAAAAGGCUGCCAGAGAAGCCGAAAACCAGAAGGAAGCGGCUGCCAGAGAAAUGGAAAAGGCUGCCAGAGAAGCCCAAAACCAAUUGGAUAGGGCAAGGAUAGCGGCAGAGUUAGAAAUGCUGACACUGGAACGAGAAGCAGAAGCUGCCAGGGUGGAAGCAGAGUUCAUAGAAGACGCUGAAGAAAUGCAAGAUCUGGUUGAUGUAAAAUCUACUUCAGAAAGGACUAGAUUGGAACGCACAAGCGAGUAUGUCUAAUCUCAAACAGUCUGGAAGAUUCGUUCUUCCACUCCAUACUUAUACGAUAACGCCCCAUGUCAUGAGGAGUCUCAGAGAGACCCAAUUGCACCACAUCCAUCUGAGGAAGACAAUUUACCCUAGCAACUCCGCGAUGAAGUCAAGAAUGAAAGAGCUGACGACAAAUACUUCUCGACACCAAACUUACAAGAUUUGGCGAGAAGAGAGGCAAAGACUGAAGUCAGAACAGCAAAGUCCAUAACAGAGGAAUGCCCUCGGUCAUAUACCCACCGACAUACUUCCCCAGGCCACAGGCCACUUGCAAUUGAAGCCCUGGCACAGUAUUUAGCACGACGAGAUCUUGCCACUUCAGGACUGUACCAGUUUGACGACAAUCCUGAAAAUUACCGUGCAUGGUACUCCACAUUCACCAACGCUAUCGACGGAGUCCAGCUCAGAGCAACCCAAGAGUUGGAUCUUAUGGCGAAAUGGCUGGGAAAAGAAUCACGCGAGCAGGUGAGACGCAUACGUUCAGUGUACAUCAACAACCCCGAGCUAGCCUUAAGCAAAGCAUGGGAGAGACUUUGGGAGGGCUAUGCGGCCCCCGAAAUUAUUGAAGCGGCGCUAUACCGACAUCUGGAAAACUUUUCUAAGCUGUCAGCCAAAGAUCACAUUAAGUUAAGGGAGCUCGGAGAUUUACUCAUGGAGAUUCAAGGCGCCAAAGAAGAUGGCUACUCAACUGGUCUAGUAUACCUAGAUACUCCAUCCGGGAUUAGACAAAUCGUGGACAAACUUCCAUUUGGGCUGCAGGACAGGUGGGUGUCUGUUGCCUCAGAGUACAAAGAAGACAACAAUGGUCGAUUUCCUCCCUUUAAGUAUUUCACUAGGUUUGUGCACAGGGAGGCGAAGAAGCGAAAUGACCCUAGCCUCAUGGGUCAAGGAAGCAGUACAGUUUACACCAAGCCAGAUAAAUCCUCUUCGAAUAAUUUCAACAUUGAUAAACCCGUCUCAGUGCUUAAGACUGAAGCCUUUACAACUAACCACAACCCUAGCAAGAAUUGCCCAUUGCAUAACAAACCUCACCCCCUCAGAAAAUGCAGAAUGUUUAGGGAAAAACCCCUUGAAGAGAGGAUGGCCCUUCUCAAGGAGAAAAGAAUAUGUUUUAAAUGCUGUUCCUCGACCUCUCACUUUGCUAGAGAGCGUACGAUCACCGUGAAGUGUCCGGAAUGUGAUAGCACUAAUCACGAUGGGGCCAUGUAUCCCGGCCCGUUCCCGCAAACCGACAACGCUCCUUCACCCCCACAACAGGACGGCGGGGAGGGAGAGGCUCACUCCAGGACAACUGUUGUCAGCUCGAGCUGUACAGAAGUUUGCUGUCAAGCUCAGUCAAGCCGUUCUUGUUCAAAGAUCUGCCUCACUAAGGUGUACCCUAAAGGAGCCAGACAAGGCCAUCAAAGCCUAUGUGAUUCUGGAUGAUCAGAGCAAUUGCUCACUAGUCAGUCCAGAGUUCUUUAAAUUGUUCAACAUUGAGAGCGAGCAGUUCCCAUACUACCUUAGAACUUGCUCAGGCAACAUGGAAACCCAAGGAAGGAAGGCAGAAGGCUUCCAGCUCGAGUCCCUGGAUGGUAAAGUCAUCAUCUGUCUCCCUCCACUCUUAGAGUGCAAUGAAAUUUUGAAUAACCGCACUGAGAUCCCGACGCCAAGUGCAGUGCUACACCAGCCACAUCUCCGCCACAUCGCCAAACACAUCCCAGAACUGGAUCCAACAGCAGAAAUACUCCUGCUAUUAGGAAGAGACGUUCCUCAGGUGCACAAGGUUAGGCAGCAGGUCAAUGGACCACACGACGCCCCCUUUGCGCAACGCCUGGAUCUAGGCUGGGUGGUGAUAGGAGAGGUGUGCCCUGGCAAUGUAAACAAACCGACAGUUCGCACACUCAAGACCAAUGUGCUAGAGAGUGGCCGCCAUUCAAUUUUCCAACCACGCACAAGUGUCACGUGUAUUAAGGAAGCAUGACAAGGCUUUAACAAACGUAAAGUAACUGACGAGACGCUGUGUCAGUCAGUCUUCGUUCAAACUGAGCAUGAUAAUAAACUUGCUCAAUCAGCUCAAGAUGCCAUUUUCUUAAAAACAAAGGACACCAAGGUCUUCAGAGAUGAAGCAAAUAAUGGGGUCGCCCAUUGCCUUUCAGAGAACCACGCCAGUGCUUGCCAAACAACAAAGAGCAGGCAGUCAAACGGUUCACGCCUUUGCAAAAAACCCUGGAAAGGAAACCUGAGAGGCAGCAACGCACCCGAUUGACCCACGAGGUACUGUGCACACUAAUGGCAGAGGUUACAGCCAUUAUAAAUGCACAACCACUCCUACCCGUGUCUUCUGACCCGGAAAACCCCUUCAUACUCUCGCCAUCAAUGCUCCCUACGCAGAAGGCAGGAGCUCCCCCUCCACCAGAGGACUUCUCUGAUAAGGAUUUGUACUUAAAGCAGCGGAGACAGGUCCAGGCUCUGGCAAAUUGGUCCUGGUCUCACUACAUUCCCUAGCAGGAACGGACAUGUCAGGAAGGUUGAGCUGAAAACUACCGACCAAGGCGAUGUGAAAAUAUACCAAAGUCCUGUUACAGAAGUCAUUCUACUUCUACCUAAGGACUGAUUAGAGACUGAAGUUUUAUAUUAUGUUCAUUGUGACCUUAUGAAGGUCAAGCGGGGAGUGUGCUGCCUUCAUGGCAGUUAUUUAGUUUAUAAUAUUUUCGCUUAGUAAUUCAUUUGUUAGCAUUCUAGUUAAAGUUAGGAUUGUUUUAAGUUGUCUGUGAGAUAUCGCGGCAUGCGAUGACAUCAUAUCCGGUUUCGCCGCGUCCUGUGGGAAAAUACCGGUUUGGGAAAAACGGAAAGGUGGGCGUCGAGACAUGUGCGAACACGAGCAGCGCCAGCAAAGUUUUCUCUCUACACACCAGGAACAUUGUGAAAGCAACACUGUGAGUUAUGAGAUAAUCGAUAUGUUGAAUUAAAAUGUUAACGCUGAUCCCGUUAAAAGUAACGAUGGUCGAUAAUGUUUAUGUUUUCGUUAGUUAAAGAGUUGCGGAUAGUUUGCGUUGAAGUGUAUUCAAAGCAGUCAAUGGCGUAGGUAGAUUCUGACUGUAUGCUGCACUUUAAUGUAAUGUAGUUGUUGUAGUUUUACUUUUGCAAGUAUUUACGAUGUAAUUGUAAUAUCAAGAAGGAAACAAACGCUGUACAAAUCUUGUAUUGUUUUAUCAACAGUUUUCACCAUACGUCAAUGUCGAAGAGUGAACAGUAAAUGGUUAAUCUUA